AUUUAUGAUUUAUAGAUUUAAUUGCGAUAAUGUGAUAGCUUUUUGUGUUUUGUUCGAUUCCUCGUGUAAAGGGAAAAAAAUUGAUGUUUUUAGAGAAAUAUAGGACAAGGGAGUUGCUAUCAUCUGUUCUUAAGGUGGUUGAUUUAAUGUGCAAGAGAGGAUUGGGUAGAAAGUUAAGUACUUUUUUCAUGAUUUAAGUCAAAAAGCUGACAAAUUUCGUUAUUCUAUCCGCACGGCAUGGUUUGAUUAAAGAUCAUGAUGAUUGUUAAGAGCGCUGAAUCUUGUCAGUGUGGUAUAGGGAAGAGUACUGAUCUUGUCAGAGUGGUAUAGGGUAUCUUAGAUACCUAAAAUGUUCCUCGUUUACAAUCAUUGUCUUUGAUGUUUCUCAAGCACAGCUCCACCAGGAAGAAAAUUUUCAUGCUUUUAACAGAUGUGAAAAGAUGAUAGUAAAUUCAAUUGUUACUUAAUAAAAAUGCAGGAUAAGGAUGUCAUAUUGAAUCCAGGGCAACAGUUCUUCAAAAUAUAUUAACGUGUUCAAUGUGCUACAUAUUAUAGGGUUAUUAAAUGCUUAGAUUCAAAUAAUGGCUAUUGUGUAAUGGAAUCCAAAGGUCCCUGUCCCAACAGUGAGAUAAUGGAUUUUAUCCAUUUAUUGUGCAGCUUCAUGCAUUUCUUUUUCAGUUUCUGCCUUACGUUUUGUAGAAAUUUGUAUUUUGAUAGUCUUGGACUUUGGUAGUACAUAUGUUUUUCUAUUAUAUCUUGUGCAAGGUUAUCUUAUUUGAUUACAGAAGGAAAAAAUUUCUGAAUAUAGUGUGCGUUUGUGUAUUAUACUGAUUAACCUUUUCCUUGCUUGCUUUGAUGCGGUUUCACUGCAUGUGCGGAUAUGCAUUGACAGGGGCCUUUCUUUCAUGAUGGAAUGAAAGAGUGGAGUUGUUGCAAGAAAAGGAGUCAUGAUUUCAGCUUGUUUCUGGAGAUUCCAGGAUGUAAAACAGGUAAACACACAACUGAGAAACCAGUGUUAGCAAAGGCGACUCCAACUCCCACCCCAAAGAAUCCAUUUUCUCCUCCCACUGCAGCUCCUGCUACCAACUCAUCCUCAAAGGAAUCUUGCCCUAGAUGCAAGCAAGGCUUUUUUUGCUCAGAUCAUGGGUCACAAGCACAACCCAAAGCUGCACCAGCUAAAAGCUAUGCUUCUGCUCCAGCAAAAAAGGUAGUUGAUAUAAACCAGCCCCAGACGUGCAAGAAUCAGGGAUGUGGUCAAACUUUCAAGGAGAAGGAUAAUCAUGAAACUGCCUGUAAUUACCAUCCCGGGCCUGCUGUUUUUCAUGAUCGAAUGAGAGGGUGGAAGUGUUGUGACAUCCAUGUAAAGGAGUUUGAUGAAUUCAUGAGCGUUCCACCUUGCAGCAAGGGCUGGCACGAUGCUGAUCCAGCAUCUUAAACUGCAGGUGUUGGUCAGGAUUGUGAAUUUCUUCGUUCUAUUCUACGGGGUUGUUCUACUGGAAUUAACUUCUAGUGAAUCCAUCACGUUUGCUUUCCCAUCAUAUUGUUGUGACAUUGACCUUCAAUGGUUUUUAAAGAAGAAACCAGGACAGGAAGAUCUUCCCUUUUGACACGAUUUAGUCUAUGAACUUGCAGCAUUUAUCCUUCAGUGAGCCAUGAAAUUAGUAAGGCUCAUUUUGUCUUGAAACAUGCCUGCGUAUUUAGGCUAUUCGUGUAUAAAGAUUGGUAUUUUGUGGAUUAUCUUAAACUUGAAUUUCAAUGGAGAAACCAUUAUAUCUA
Messenger RNA from Populus trichocarpa (black cottonwood), 1776 nucleotides. RefSeq names its product cysteine and histidine-rich domain-containing protein RAR1. Lineage: Eukaryota; Viridiplantae; Streptophyta; Magnoliopsida; Malpighiales; Salicaceae. The record is from RefSeq and is a predicted model, not a curated record. Bases 914 to 1435 code for a protein of 173 amino acids. Gene Ontology annotation, cellular component: cytoplasm; nucleus. The transcript has 5 exons. Gene Ontology annotation, molecular function: Hsp90 protein binding. Gene Ontology annotation, biological process: defense response to bacterium; defense response to fungus.